GCCAGAUGCAGAAGCAGCAGCUUCCCCCGGCACGCGUGGCACGGCUGCAGGCACCCUGCGCCAUGGCAGAGCCUUCGCUGCCCCUCUCCUUCCUCUGCCUCCUCGCCCUGUCCUCCGCCUGCUACAUCCAGAACUGUCCCCGCGGCGGGAAGCGGGCGCUGGCCGACACAGCCCUCCGACAGUGCAUGCCCUGUGGCCCCGGGAACAGAGGCAACUGCUUUGGCCCCGGCAUCUGCUGUGGUCCCGAGCUGGGCUGUUACCUGGGCACGGCCGAGACGCGCCGCUGCACCGAGGAAGACUACCUGCCUUCGCCCUGCCAGGCCGGCGGGCAGCCCUGCGGCUCCGGGGGCCGCUGCGCCGCUCCCGGCAUCUGCUGCAGCGCCGAAACGUGCGCGAUGGACGCCGGCUGCCUGGACGAGGGCAGCGACGGAGCUCAGGACACAGCGGAGAAGAACCUGACGGUGCUGGACGGUUCUGCUGGAGAUCUGCUCCUCAGGCUGAUGCAUUUGGCCAACCGGCAGCAGCAGGGCAAGCACCCCCUCCUCUGAGCGUCCCCCCUCCGGCACCGAGCCCCCCGAAUCGCACUUGUAAAUUUGAGACCCAAUAAAAGUCCUCGUGCACUGUG
Messenger RNA from Columba livia (rock pigeon), 625 nucleotides. RefSeq names its product vasotocin-neurophysin VT. NCBI's taxonomy places the organism in Eukaryota, Metazoa, Chordata, Aves, Columbiformes, Columbidae. The transcript has 3 exons. The record is from RefSeq and is a predicted model, not a curated record. Gene Ontology annotation, molecular function: neurohypophyseal hormone activity. Gene Ontology annotation, cellular component: secretory granule; extracellular region. The coding region runs from base 6 to 548 and encodes 180 amino acids.